AAAAUCCUUAGCGUUUACAGAUUUUUUUAGUAGAAUCAAUUAUUGCUUAGUUAAAGGUUACAAGUCAGUUCGGCAUCUUCAAACUGCUGUCUUAUUCCUCGAGUUAUAUUAUUUACACUUUGUACUUAUUAAUAAAAAGGGAAAUAAAAUGAACUUAAUGUCUAUGCGGACUUCGAGCCACACCUCUGUGUAUAUCCACAUCUAUAUGGUACACAUGUAAAUAUGGUUACAAACAACUACUAAAGAAGUAAUACUUGAAGGUGACAGGCAUACAAUCAUGUCCAGUUUGGAAAGGAGUCCUUAUAACAAUAUGGUAGAUACAGAUGCUGAAAUUGAAUUCUUGGAUGAGGAUGCGGAUAUUGUGCAGCAAUGCGUCCAGAGCACCAUCGUUCCAGAAGAAGAAGACAAGGAAUACCUAGUCGAGCGGGCACCCGAGAGGCCGAAACGUAGAAGGAAAGUAGAAGACGAGGACUCAGACUACGAUCCACGGGACGAAGUGCCCAGUCCCGUGCCGAAAAUGAAAAAGAAAAAACAUGCAAGAAAACCGGAAAAAGUUAAUACAAUUCAUGGUAAAUCGACAGUGUUGCCAAAAUCAAUAUAUACAACUACACUGACACAUAUAAAUCGACCCAAAGUACUUGUGCAAUCGAAUGCACCCUCUAAAAUAAAUAUAUUUAAAACAAAAACAAUUGAUCUUAAUACAAGAAAGAAGAUGGAUAUAAAGAUUCCUGACUAUGAGGAUCCUCUAUGUUUACCAGUCAGGGCUAUCAAGGAGAACGACAGUGAUGUAAAGAAGUUGAGGAUUUGGAACAACGCGUGCUUGCAGCAUUUCAAACACUGCGAUAAUAUCUUGAAGCCGGAGAGCGGUGUGACCAAGGGUUCCACCAGGAGCAUCGUGCUUAGGAAUAUAGUCAAUAAAGCGACAGGUAACAGUGAGACGGCGAUCUGGUCAAAGACAAGUGUCGAGAACGAGAAUGGGGUCAGAAAGUCCCAGAUAUUCCAGAGUAUACUGCCCAGGUACCGUGAGAAGAAAAUACUAGAUUCAUACGAAUUGCAAAACAUAAAAGUACCCAGGAACUGCCAUCAUGUAGACGAAGUGCUGUUAACAAAGGAAGAGAGCAAAAAUGGUGACAUUCUGGUGGCUUACAAGCCGAAAGAAGCGAUCACAUCGGUUUAUAAGUUUACUGAUGACGGAGACAACGAGAGCGAGAGUGCAGAUGUGGAGGCGAGGAAAUGUCUCCGCGAGGUGGCGUGCUGCAGAACCUGCGCCCCCUGCUACCAGACCUCGUGGAGAGCCACCAGGAGGGAUAACGCCAAGAUGAAGAUCCGCUGCCCGGUGUGCGGGCGCGGCUGGCCGAGCGCGUACAGCCUGCUGACGCACCUGCGGUCGCACCCCGGGCCGCAGCUGCAGCGCCACCGUGCGGCCGUGCACCACGAACUCGCCAGGAUCCUGGACUAUCACUACCGGUGCCGCGUGUGCCAGCACACCUUCACCAGCAUCAAGUGCCUGCGCGCGCAUGUCGCCAGCCAUAAAGGUACAGAGACGUUUACCUGUGAGAUUGGUAACCAUGUGGCGAGUUAGGGACUGUGAAUCAAGUUUCUAAUACCUUAAUACAUAUAGUGUGACGAGUAUGUUUGUAUCACAACAUGAUGUUAGUAAUAUGUAUCACAACAUGUGUUUGUAAAAUGUAUCAAAACAUGAUGUUUGUAACAUGUAUCACAUGUGUUUGUAAAAUGUAUCAGGAUAUGAUGUUUGUAACAGGUAUUACAACAUGAUGUUUGUAACAUGUAUCACGACAUGUGUUUGUAAAAUGUAAUCAAAACAUGAUGUUUGUAACAUGUGUCACAACUUGAUGUUUUUAACAUGUAUCACAACUUGAUGUUUGUAACAUGUAUCACAACUUGAUGUUUGUAACAUGUAUCACAACAUGAUGUUCGUAACAUGUAUCACAACAUGAUGUUCGUAACAUGUAUCACAACAUGAUGUUUGUAACAUGUAUUAUAACAUGUACAUUGAUGCAAAUGUUUGUCGAGACAUUUACAAGCAACAAAUGUUUUAUAAAUGUAAAAAACUUGCUGUUUAUAGCUCUACAUAAUUCGUUUUACCACAAAUAUGGUGUGUAGAACUUGUCAAGUUUGUAAUAUAAUAAUGCCUUUAGUAAACCAGUUUUAGUUAUUGAGGACUUAUUGAAUGUUUAUGAGUAACCGUCUGUUAUAAACGUUCAUUAGAGUUAUUGGACAUUUUAGUUAAAGAGCUGUUUAAACUUACAAUAAGAUUGUUUAUGAACAAGACUGAAAGUGGUUAUUAAAAAAAAAAAUUAGGUAAAUCAAAUAACAAGUGAUAUGAGGUUCCGCAUGAUAACAAUCUAGUUCAAUAAAAUAAAUACACAAACUGUUUAACUCUAGAACUACCAAGAUUUUAUAUAUACCUCCUUGUACCAAUACUUGUACCCACCUGAUGGAAAGUGGUAACCGUCGUCUAUACACAUGAGCAGUACCAUGGACAUAACAGAGUAUACUGUUUCAUGUUCGCCCAUGAUACCCCCCAUGCGUUGCUAUUCCUGAGGACCCAGGUGUUAUUCCUCUGUACCCAGUAAAUUCACGCUAUAUCCCACCCUUCAAACCGAAACACAGCCAUGCAAACACAACUGCUUCACGGUUGAAACAUAUUGACGGAACAACUUUGAAGGUUGUAAUAAAAAAUUUCGCGUCCGUUUUCGAUGUCUGAAGAAAAAGGUAGGAACUUAUUUUUCUUUUUUAACUUCCUUAAUCACAUUUUUCAAUAUUAUUUUGGCUGUCUGAAAUUUCAUCAUUUUCAUCAAAUUCAGUUGUUUCAAUUUCCAUUUCAUCAUUCAAAAAAAAAAAAAAUUAAAACUUUUAUCUGAAUCCGUAUCGGAACAAUCCUCAUCAAUAUUGGUUAGUUUUCUUUUUUCAAUAAUUCUGUUAUUUCAGCAUUGUUUUUUCAUAAUUAUAAAACCCCUUAGAAAAAAUUUAUUUAUAUAUGAAUAUUGUUGUAUAUGUAUAUUGUAUUAUCUAUGCUAUGUUUGAGCGAGGGCAACACUGAGGAGUGACGGCCAUGUUUGAGAGAAUUAAAGCAGCUGUGAAAAGUA
Messenger RNA from Galleria mellonella (greater wax moth), 3110 nucleotides. RefSeq names its product zinc finger and BTB domain-containing protein 24-like. NCBI's taxonomy places the organism in Eukaryota, Metazoa, Arthropoda, Insecta, Lepidoptera, Pyralidae. The transcript has 8 exons. The record is from RefSeq and is a predicted model, not a curated record. Gene Ontology annotation, molecular function: RNA polymerase II cis-regulatory region sequence-specific DNA binding; DNA-binding transcription factor activity, RNA polymerase II-specific. Bases 278 to 1582 code for a protein of 434 amino acids.